Molecule: messenger RNA, 447 nt
Organism: Paramecium primaurelia
Lineage: Eukaryota; Ciliophora; Oligohymenophorea; Peniculida; Parameciidae
Source: the annotation of a GenBank genome assembly
AUGUAAAUUUUUGUUAAGACUUUGACUGGAAAAACCAUCUCUCUUGAUGUUGAACCAUCAGACACUAUUGAAGCUGUCAAGACUAAAAUUUAAAACAAGAAAGGAAUCCCACCUGAUUAAUAAAGACUCAUUUUUGCAGGAAAGUAAUUAGAAGAUGGAAUAACACUUUCAGAUUAUAAUAUUUAAAAGGAAUCAACUCUCCAUUUAGUUUUAAGAUUGAGAGGUGAAAUGUAAAUUUUCAUCAAGAAUUUGACUAGAAAGACAGUCUUUAUUGAUGUUUAAUCAACUGAUACAGUCGAUUAACUAAAACAUUAAAUUGAAGAUAUUGAAGGAAUUCCACUUGACUAAAAAAGAUUGAUUUUUCUGGACGUGAACUGGAUGAUCUAAAAACACUUUUGGAUUAUAAUAUAUAACAUGAAUCAACAGUCCUUUUAAUCAAAAAAUUGA